AUGGCUGCUGCUGGCGCCUACCCAGGUCCAUGCUUCAAAGGAGCCAUGGACAAGGGAGCAAUGAAGGGAGCGCCAAAGGGCCAGGCAUUCGGACCAGGCAAGGGCAUGCCUGGCAUCAAGGGCAUGGGCAAGGGCUUCGGGCCGGACGGCCGCCCCAUGGGACCCAUGGGACCCACGGGACCCACGGGACCCAAGGGCAUGGGCCCCAUGGGCCCCAUGGGUCCGAUAGGCGGAAAGGGCCCCAUGGGCAUGGGGCCUGUGGGCUCCAUAGGACCGGGAGCGCCUGGCGGCUUGAAGCCCCAGAGCACCGGCGGUCCCAGACCUGAUAAAGCCUUGGCCCCGCCGGCCUUGACAGCAGCGGCUGAGCGCCGGAAUUCCCGGGGCCCCUUGAUGCCGCCGCUGCCGCCCUCGGCACUUCGCCCAGACGCGCCGGUGCUGGAGGAGGACUUUGGCUGGCCCACGAAAGCAACUCCUUGCUUCGACAAAGUGGACCCUGCAGCUUCCAUGUCUAAGACAGAGGCCACGGACCACUCCCCGUUGAAAAGCGCAGCACCUCUUGGGGAAGCUCAAGGACGGCCCGCUCCGGUUUUAAGAUUUGUGGAUGAUGGUGAGAAGGCUGACAUGCCCACUUUGCCUGGCAUGCCAAGCAGCAUGCCAAGCAUGCCAAGCAGCACGCCAAGCAGCAUACCAAGCAGCAUACCAAGCAACAUACCAAGCAGCAUACCAAGCAGCACAGGUGGCAUGCCAAACAGCAUGCUAGAAAGCAUGCCAAGCAUGCCAAGCAGCACGCCGAGCAGCAUACCAAGCAGCACAGGUGGCAUGCCAGCCAGCAUGCUAGAAAGCAUGCCAAGCAUGCCAAGCAGCACGCCGAGCAGCAUACCAAGCAGCACAGGUGGCAUGCCAGCCAGCAUGCUAGAAAGCAUGCCAAGCAUGCCAAGCGGCAUACCAAGCACAGGUAACAUGCCAAGCAGCGUGCCAAGCAGCAUGCCAAGUUGCACUCCAAGCAGCAUACCAAGCAGCAAGCCAGGUAGCAUGCCAAGCAGCGUGCCAAGCAGCCCGAGCAUGCCGCCUGCAAUGCCCGGGACGCAAUCACAACUGCCGCAGCCAGCACAGGCAGUGCAAUCUGUGCAGCCAGCCCAGAUAGCACAGCCAGUGCAGUCCAUGCUGCCGAUGCAGCCAGUACAGGAAGCGACACAUCAAGUGUCAAUCAUGCAGCCUGUACAGGCUGCUCAGCCGGCGCAGGCCACAGGGCAGGCAAUGCAGCCUGUUGCUGCCCCAAGCCAACUUGGAGGAGCCAGUACGGCAGGCUAUGCGGGGGAUGUGCCCAUCGAAGGUUCGCGGCAAUUCAAAGCACGGCCAACGGUGACGCAUCUCCGUUCUGAGCUCGAACGAGUGCAGAAGGAGAUGGACGCUCUGCGCACGGCGUCGCCGAGCGGCGACGCGGGAGGCGAGACCGGGGCGCACCUGGAGGAGCUCCAGCGGCUGCGGGAGCUGCUUGAGCAGACUGAGCGGGAGAAUCAGGAGCUGCGGGCCAAGCAGGUGCCGGAGGAGGGUGCCACCAAGCGGCGGGGCGUCAGAAAGAGCGUGAAGAAUAAAACCUUGGACCUGACGCCGCACCGGAAGAAUGAGUGGCAGGACAUGCAGCGCCCCGAGUCCGAGGAGAGCGAUCUGGACAUCGACGAGGAUCUCGACGAGCUGCUGGGGAUGGACCUCACGGCAGCCAGAGACUAG
Messenger RNA from Effrenium voratum, 1731 nucleotides. Lineage: Eukaryota; Dinophyceae; Suessiales; Symbiodiniaceae. The record is from the annotation of a GenBank genome assembly.